AUGGUCAACAUCAUUGGCAUCGACGCGAGCUUGAAAACAUCGAUUCUUGGGCAUGGCUUUGACGUGCCAUUCUUCAUCAAUCCAUUUGCCUCAGCUGGUAUAACGAAUGAAACCGCAGAGAGGGGAUUAGUGAACGCUGCGGCCGCUCAUGGAGCUCUCUACAUUUCCUCGCAAACAACGACCCUUCCGAUGAAGAAAAUCUCAUCAUUCAGGAGCAAGAAUCAAGUCCUCUGGGAACAGGUGUCCCUCUCGAAUUUGGACGAUGAGUUACCUCGCGACAUGUUCAAGUCUAUCGAAGCUGCCGGCAUGAAGGCCAUUGUACUUACUGUCGAUUCGGCAGGCGACCGAACAGCAUAUCGCCCUCUCAGGAGACGGAAGGACACCAGUAUCUCUAGAGAUCCCCGCUAUACCCUCAUGACCUGGGACUAUUACACUGAGCUACAGCCCGCUACAUCCCUACCAAUCAUCCCUAAGGGUAUCCAUACCGUCGAAGACGCCCGUAAGGCCAUCGAGGUUGGAGCACCAGCAAUUUUCCUGUCUAACCACGGCGGUCGCUCUCUCGAUGGUUCGCCGUCCGCGCUGGAGGUUGCCUGGGAGUUUCACCAACGGGACCCUAGCGUCUUCGAAGAAAUUGAGGUUUAUGCGGAUGGUGGCGUCCGAUAUGGCACGGAUUUCCUCAAGCUUCUCGCGCUUGGUGUCCGAGCUGUUGGCUUGGGGCGGUCUUUCAUGUACGCUAACCUGUAUAGCACAGCUGGUAUUUCACAGGCCAUGUCCCUGCUCACCAAUGAGAUUACGAGUCCUGGCGCCAAUCUUGGACUUGCAAGUAUUAAAGAUAUUAAUGCUACUUAUUUGGAAUUGCCAACUACCGCCUGCAAUAGCUAA
Fusarium odoratissimum NRRL 54006 is the source of this 882-nucleotide messenger RNA. RefSeq lists its product as uncharacterized. Bases 1 to 882 code for a protein of 293 amino acids. The transcript has 5 exons. Gene Ontology annotation, molecular function: oxidoreductase activity. Lineage: Eukaryota; Fungi; Ascomycota; Sordariomycetes; Hypocreales; Nectriaceae. The record is from RefSeq and is a predicted model, not a curated record.